AUGUUGCCAUCAGAUGCGGUCGCCGGAUUGUCAUUGCUGCUGUUUGGCAUUGUUGGAAUAUGCCUUUUUGGACUCGUCACCUACAGUAUGUUGCAAAUGAUUGGUGAAAUUGUUGGUUUUCGGUUUUUGAUCAGCCAAGCAGUCACGGACAUCUUGCUGUUGAUACAGACAAGUUUGGUACCAAUUCAUCGAUUUCGGAGGGAUGAAAAGCAUGGUUCGCACUGGGGUGGCUUCGAGCCGUCGACUGAUCGUGCGGGACAUUUUACCGAUUGCGCUACACCCGCUCGAGUCUUCAGUUAA
Molecule: messenger RNA, 300 nt
Organism: Necator americanus (New World hookworm)
Lineage: Eukaryota; Metazoa; Nematoda; Chromadorea; Rhabditida; Ancylostomatidae
Exons: 2
Coding region: 1-300 (99 amino acids)
Source: RefSeq, a predicted model, not a curated record